Leptonychotes weddellii (Weddell seal) is the source of this 1607-nucleotide messenger RNA. It is a transcript of the gene C12H7orf57, whose product is annotated as chromosome 12 C7orf57 homolog. NCBI's taxonomy places the organism in Eukaryota, Metazoa, Chordata, Mammalia, Carnivora, Phocidae. The record is from RefSeq and is a predicted model, not a curated record.
CAGGUUGUUGCGGUUCCGCAUCCGCUGGGAGUGCGAGGUGGCUCGGCCCCCAGCGGCGGCGGGUAGAGUCGGCUCGGGCGGUGCGGGCCGCACUCACGGAGACCCUCGGCAGACCGGUGGAGGUGGACGGAGAGAGGAGGCCGUCAGAAGUGGCCUUGGCAGCUCAGCCCCGGCGGCGUUCCCUACUCCCCCGAGAACAGCCGGUCCCGCGUGGCACCCCCGGCAUGAGGAACACAAGCAAGGAGCUGCACGGCGCGGCGAGCCGCUAUGCUCCCUGCGACUGGUAUUACGACCUUCCCACGAAGCAGUCCGACAAGCCCGUGGACGUCCCACCGGCCUCCCAGCUCCCGGGCCUCAGUGAUCUGAGGGAGCCUCCCAACAGGCACGUGCCUGGGCUGCAGAGGUAUUGGAUAAAAGACACAGACUCGGAGUACGUGAAGCUCGCGAAGCAAGGCGGCCAGCCCGAUCUGCUGAAGCACGUCGUCCCCGGGACCAGGAAAGGCUCCCCCGUGGCCUACUGCUUGCCGGAUUGGUACAUCCACCACGGCAAGCCGCCCACGGCCGAGCAGAGACCGAUGCCCGCCGUCUCCAUGCCGGAUUACAUGGUUUAUGAAGAGUUUAACCCCGAUCACACCAACAGUAACUACGAGUCCAGAAGAGGGCCUUUUGACCAUGAUGUGAAAACGGUUUGGCAAAGGGAGGCGGAGGAACGUGAAAAGAAGAAAAAGGUGAGGCUCCCAGCCAUUAACUCCAGGUACCCGAGCAAAGUGGGGACCCCGCUCGGCUCCAGAGACCCUGCAGGAGGCAGACUCUCCUUCCCUCCCAUGCCUGGUCAAAAAGCCAGUUCACCCACAAACUUUUCCAAACUUAUCAGCAAUGGGUACAGGGAUGAGUGGCUACAGCAGCGAGCUGACUCAGAGAAGAGGACCCUGCAGACCUCCGGGGCAGGCCCCCCAUCUCCAUCCAUGCAAGAGCCCGAAGGGAGCCAGGACGCGGGGUCGGACCCAGACCUGGAGGCGCCUGGGGGCGCCAAGGACGUUCACGAUGCUCCUCCUCCAAGAGGAACCCCAUCUUCAUCGGCAUCCACGCCAGGAGAGCUCAACUAAACCCCUGCCUACUGCGCACCUAGGAUCAUUCUCUGAUGGCUGAAUAGGAUCUGACUACACAACUAUAUUUUUAGGGCUCCUGCUUUAUUUUAUGAACAUAGAUUCUCACGAGAUAGGGUAUCUUAGAGCCGAUUUGACCUCACAGUUGCACAGAUGGUACACAUGUUGGCCGUUGCUUCCUGCGUCUCCCUGGCCUGGGACGUCCCAGUGUCUCGGAACCACUUCCUCCGCAGCCUGCCAUCAUCUGACCUCCCUGCUCCUCUGUGAGUCUCCGUCGGUGACAUUUCGAUUGAAAUCAACUAUUUAGACUCUACCUAGCAGAAAUUCAAAGUCUUCCUUUACUUGGUCCUGUAAUCUUUGUAGAAAUAAUUUUUCCUGUUUCAAAAAAAUUUAACUCCAGAUUAUUGUGACAUACUUUAUAUUAAGAAAAAGAUGGAUUUAUUAUGCCUUAAGGUUCUAAGCAUUUAAUCUAAAAGCAUGGUGGCACUUGCCGGUUUAAAA